Daldinia loculata is the source of this 1991-nucleotide messenger RNA. RefSeq names its product carbohydrate esterase family 4 protein. The transcript has a single exon. NCBI's taxonomy places the organism in Eukaryota, Fungi, Ascomycota, Sordariomycetes, Xylariales, Hypoxylaceae. Gene Ontology annotation, molecular function: hydrolase activity, acting on carbon-nitrogen (but not peptide) bonds. Gene Ontology annotation, biological process: carbohydrate metabolic process. Gene Ontology annotation, cellular component: membrane. The record is from RefSeq and is a predicted model, not a curated record. Bases 629 to 1432 code for a protein of 267 amino acids.
AACUAAGCGAUUUACCUACGUCAUAGUCAUUAUGUCAAGUAAAUCUUAAACUUGGACUUUAUGUAAUAUACUACAUUCACAUGCGUAUAUUAACUUUGGUUACGUAUAUUUUUGUAUGGAUAGGAAAGAUCUAACAUGGAACAUUUAACAUGGCAUCUCAUUUCAAGUAUAACAAGUAUACGUACUCACAUACCCACGGUGGAGAACGGCAUUACUGCGUGCAAUGCAACCACUAAAAUUAGCUACGCUGGGAUGCUAAUUGAUUGACCAACCCACUAAAAUCAGCCCCUGAAGCCCCUAAAGCGACUGACGUACUUCCAUCCUUUUUUUUCUCCUUCCCCUUCCUUUCUUGGCUCUCUCUACCUUGUCUUGCCUCGUCUCGCACAAACAAACACCUUUUUUUCGUCCCCUUUGGGAAAUGCUCCCUUCGUCUAACAAUACACGCAUGACGAGCAAGUCCGAGCCCGAGCCCGAGCCCCGUCGCACUUGUUUUUUUUGUAGUUGUUGUAGUCGCACGACGCUUGCGUGCCGAGGUCCUCGCCAAUCGAUGCCCGAGCCGCCAUCUUGAAUAUAUCAAUUCCCGCCCAAUCAUCGAAUGCUACCCUCCUUGAUCCACCCCUAAAAGCAAAUGCUGCGCCUGCCCGCGGUCUUCCGCCUGCCCUCCAAGCUACGGCGGCGGGCCCGGCGCCGGAGGAUGACUACCCUGGUCUCCCUGAUCGUCAUCCUAAGCCUGUUUCUGCUGCCCUUCUACGUCGUCUAUAAGCCUCCGCGGGCCCUGAUCCGGUACUUCGCGCGGCGAUGGCCCGACGUGCUGUGGGAGGUUCCCACGGACCAGAAAGUUGUGGCCCUGACCAUCGAUGACGCCCCGUCGGAGCACACGCAGGAAAUCCUCGCCGUGCUCAACGGCCACGAGGCCACGGCUACCUUCUUCGUUAUCGGCGGCCAGGUGCCCGGCCGCGAGGAGACGUUGGCGGACAUCGUGCGCAGCGGCAGCGAGCUAGGCAACCACGAUAUGCACGACGAGCCGUCGCGCGCGCUGUCGGACGAGGAGUUAACGACGCAGAUCGAGACGGUGCGCGAGCGUAUCCGGGCUGCGUACGCGACGGCUAAUAGCGUCGAGAACCCCAAGAUGCCGCCUCAGUACUUCCGGCCCGGAUCGGGCUUCUUCAGCGACCGCAUGCGCGCACUGGUCGACAAGCUCGGGUAUCGCAUCGUGCUUGGCAGCGUGUACCCGCACGAUGCGCAGAUAAGCUGGUCCUGGCUCAACGCGCGCCAUAUCCUGAGCAUGGUACGCCCCGGUGCUGUGAUCGUGUGCCAUGAUCGCCGUGGCUGGACGGCGCCUAUGCUGCGGAAGGUGUUAAAGAAGCUGAAGAAAGACGGGUACCGCGUUGUUAGCCUAACGGAGAUGCUCGAAAUAACGGGGCAACGCUGAGCUUCUCGCAAUGAAAACGAUAUUAACAGCACAACUAGUGAAUCGUCGUUGGCGGCGAGUGUAUACCAUUAUAGACGUGGGAGGAAAGGGCAAAGUCCUAUGAUUACUCUCCGUCUACAUCCAACAGAGCUUGCCUCAUCUCAAAAUGGCACUCUGGCAUUUCGCCGCGCUACUCGGCGCCAUAUCCUAAAAUAGAAUAGAAGCUACCUGAGGUUAGGGUAGACAAGACCGCCUGACAUUUUCUAUACAUUAAUGGUAGUGGUGUACGAGCCGACGUACAGGGCGUGUCUACAUUACAUACAAAACUACAUACAGGAAGAAAGGCCGACCCAAGUGUGUAUACUCAUAGGAGGCGUCGUAUAUAAACAUAUACCUAAUUAUUAUUCACGAACUAGACGCUCCACGAAGAGCUGGUGCCAGGAUUAAGACUUAUUGGUCUGGCUUAGAAGGAAUAGGGUAUUACUUGGAGCUUGUAGAAUAGGGAAUAGGGUAUGAAUAACGAAGAGUUAGGUUGUUAUUAUAGUGAGCUCUGAGGCUUGGAAUAGAUAUAUUACCUUUG